UCCAAAAAGGAAAAAAAUAUGUAUCCCAUUCCUGAGAUAAAUGUGGGAAAAAUAACACCCGUCUGAAAAAUCAACAGCUUGUUAGAUUUCUGAGUUUGAUUUUAAACGUUCAAAUUUUAAUAUUCAUGCUGAUUUCCAAAUUCCAGAUGGCGUUCAUAGCUUCAAUAUUGUUCCUUGUGUACAGCACCAUUGCUGUCGAUGCUUUAUUGAAGGAAUGUCCAUCUUUAGAAUCAACAUCAUGCACCUGCAUCAUUAAUUGGGGUCCCUUAGUUACUUGCUCUAAAAUAACAGAUGUAAAAACAUUGAGGUCAACUCUUGAAGGGCUGAAAGGUUACUCUAUCGACCUAAAACUAUCCGAUAUUGAACUUUCUGAAUUAGCACCAGACACAUUUCAAGGAUUGCAUAUUGAUCAUCUUGCUUUGGACAAUAUCGAAGUUGCUUCGUCAGAUGUUAUACAAUUCCAAGGAUUAGAAAAGUCCUUGACGAUUCUUGAAAUUGACAACAGUUUUAAAAAGAAUCCACUUCCAGGCUUGAAGUUAGACAAUCUCGAAAAUUUAGAG
This is a messenger RNA of Parasteatoda tepidariorum (common house spider), 560 nucleotides long. Lineage: Eukaryota; Metazoa; Arthropoda; Arachnida; Araneae; Theridiidae. The record is from RefSeq and is a predicted model, not a curated record.